AUGAUUAUUUCUGAUUAUUUCCUCUCCCUUUUUCCGGACACUGCUAUUGAACGAGUCUCCUUUGUUCUCUUUUCUUCCCCUCUCCAAGAUACCUUGUUACCAUUCUUGCCACCAUAUCAUAUCCUUUUUCACCUUCUUGUCGGCAGAUCUCAUCGCGCUUAACCGAAAUAGGCGCACUCUAGAUGGUUGAGAAUUUAAUCGUGGUACCGGUCAAUUUGCAACCCGCAGUCCCCAUUCAUUUCUUAAUUUCACCUGGCACCCUUGACCACAAUAACUUACCUACACCCUUUACUAUGAUACCCAACCAAUGUCGCACUUAGCCAUACUAUAUAUCAUAAUUAUCAUACCUUUCAGUCCUCGA
Molecule: messenger RNA, 361 nt
Organism: Tuber melanosporum (Perigord truffle)
Lineage: Eukaryota; Fungi; Ascomycota; Pezizomycetes; Pezizales; Tuberaceae
Exons: 1
Coding region: 1-162 (53 amino acids)
Source: RefSeq, a predicted model, not a curated record